AUGUGUGAGGAUUCUAAUACCAUGCUUGAGGAGAAUGAUUAUUUGGGGUGUUAUAGGGCAGAGGCACCGAAGAGUUAUAUGACGAAAGGUUGGGAGAGUUAUAUUCAUUCUGAAGGCCAAAAGUUUCAGGUUUGGUAUGGUACGGAGUUGGCAAAAACAGCCCUACAUGGUGAUGAAGCUGAUUCUUAUGCUCAGCUAUUUUGGUUCAGUGAGUGUGUUAUGAAGUCAAACCCCGACUCUAGGAUAGUGAUUGAGUUUCAUCGAGAAACACACAGAUUUCAGCGUAUGUUUGUGACGUAUGGUGCAUGGAUGAAGGGUUUUCAAUCUUGUAGACCUAUUCUUUUUAUUGAUGCUACAUUCAUUACCAACAAGUACAAGGGGCAGAUUAUUGCUGCAUCGGCAAAGGACGCAAAUCAAGAUUCUGAAAAUGAGAGUAAUUGGAGAUUUUUUCUUGAGGUUUUGGCUGAAGAGUUGGCAAAACACCCUAUGAGGAGGGUGACGUUCAUUUCUGAUCGUCAUGUUGGGCAUGUUAGUGCUUUCCCUAGAGUGUUUCCUAAUAAUCCACAUGGGUUUUGUUUUAGACACCAGAUGUCUAACCUUUCUGACAAAUUUCCAGCUGGUUCUUACCUCAAGGAUCGGAUUCCUUACUUGUUUAUGUGUUGUGCUUAUUCUCGCACACCAGAGAUGUAUGAGUUCAACAUGGAAAUCUUGAGGAGUGAAGGCGAUGACAUAGUUGCUCAAUUUCUGGAGGAUCUUCCCAAGGAGAACUGGUGUAUGGCUUACUUUAAUGGCGAAAGAUUUGGUGAAAUGACAAAUAACUUGGCUGAGUCUUUCAACAAUUGGGUGUUGCCUUUGAAGAGUCUUCCUAUUCUUGAUAUUAAUGAUGGGAUUAGAGUGAAGUCCAUGGCUUCAAUUGCUGCUCGGAAGGAGGAUGCGCAGGAAUGGUCUUCUGAGUUGUGCCCGGCAAUUCAAAAGAAGCUGAAGGAGAAUUUGGAAGUCGGAAGACAUUGGAGAGUGAGCAGGUCUGAUACCUAUGUGUAUGAAGUUCACUGCCAGAAGUACAAUAGCAUGGUUUUUAAUAGUUACAUGUACAGUGACAUAACCAUUUUCUUUAGAUUUACAUUGACUUGUCCAUUGACAUUAGUAUUUAGUUAUCUUGGCAGUGACUUGGUCAAUGACUUGUAG
This is a messenger RNA of Rosa rugosa (rugosa rose), 1185 nucleotides long. RefSeq lists its product as uncharacterized. NCBI's taxonomy places the organism in Eukaryota, Viridiplantae, Streptophyta, Magnoliopsida, Rosales, Rosaceae. The record is from RefSeq and is a predicted model, not a curated record. Bases 1 to 1185 code for a protein of 394 amino acids. The transcript is spliced from 4 exons.